Trichoderma citrinoviride is the source of this 426-nucleotide messenger RNA. RefSeq lists its product as hypothetical. Lineage: Eukaryota; Fungi; Ascomycota; Sordariomycetes; Hypocreales; Hypocreaceae. The annotation marks the transcript as partial. The transcript has a single exon. The record is from RefSeq and is a predicted model, not a curated record.
AUGGCCGAUGAGGAUGGCUCCAACGGGCUUGGGUUUGACGACCCGAGCUUCGGCUUCAUAGGCGGUGGCCCUGUAUCUCUGGAUGGCAUCUCAGAUGCGCCCAUCUUCGGCGGCGAUCCCUCGGCUCCUUUCGACGCUGGAGUCUGGCAGCUGGACGCCUCACCUCAGUCCAACUCGUACGAUCUCGGCAGCAACACCACCCUCUCCUCCGCCCAGCCAGGAUACUUGUCCCCGUCCUGGCCGACCCCGACCUUUGACCCGCGACAGCACCAGCCGCAGCAGUCUCAGCAACAAGCGCAGCAACAAGCGCAGCAACAAGCGCAACAGCCGCAGCAACAACCGCAGCAGCAACAGCAGCAGCAGCAGCCCGACCCUACCUCCUUUGGUCUGCCCAACUUCGACCCUACGUCAGUCUACUUCCCCGGU